AUGGCGUUCACGAGGUUAUGGCAGAGGGAGGUUACAACCUUGAGGCAACAAGUGCACAACUUACAACACAAUAAUAGGCAAUUAUUGGGAGAGGAGCUAUCUGGUUCCACUGUUCGAGAUUUGCAGUUUCUCGUGAACCAAUUGGAGACGAGUUUGCAUUGUGUACGAAAGAGGAAGGAGCAAGUUAUGGCUGAGGAGAUCCACGAACUUAACCAAAAGGGAUUUCUUAUUCAAAAGGAAAAUAUAGAACUUGGCAAGAAGGUGAGAAUUACUCAUGAGCAAAACAUAGAGUUGCAGAAAAAGCUUUCUGGGGCCAUGAGAUCGAGUGAGCAGCAAGCCAGCGGAAGCAGCUCAAAAGCUGCUGCCGGAUUAUUAUUGUGGACUAGAGCAGGUGAACCAAGGAUUUUUAUUGACCUUGAGUUGCGGCAGCAGGAGCAUGAGGAUGAAUAACACCUACUACCUCGUCCACUACAUGCUACUGCAGCUUCAAUCUAUAUUUUCAGUGCAUGCGUGGACGAUGGAAGCUCGAUCAUCAAAUUAGUUAUAUGGUUCCUGUGUAAUUUGCAUAAGGUAUUAAC
Molecule: messenger RNA, 578 nt
Organism: Triticum aestivum (bread wheat)
Lineage: Eukaryota; Viridiplantae; Streptophyta; Magnoliopsida; Poales; Poaceae
Product: MADS-box transcription factor 25
Exons: 7
Coding region: 1-450 (149 amino acids)
Biological process (GO): regulation of DNA-templated transcription
Cellular component (GO): nucleus
Molecular function (GO): DNA-binding transcription factor activity
Source: RefSeq, a predicted model, not a curated record